Molecule: messenger RNA, 804 nt
Organism: Diaporthe batatas
Lineage: Eukaryota; Fungi; Ascomycota; Sordariomycetes; Diaporthales; Diaporthaceae
Exons: 2
Coding region: 1-804 (267 amino acids)
Biological process (GO): mitotic spindle assembly checkpoint signaling
Cellular component (GO): cytoplasm; nucleoplasm; kinetochore
Source: RefSeq, a predicted model, not a curated record
AUGGCGACCUCAGAGAAGCCCGGCAAGAAGGAGAGGGACCCCUCCAAGGUCCACAAGCUGUCCCUCAAGGGCAGCGCCCGGCUUGUCGCCGAGUUCUUCCAAUACUCGAUCCACUCCAUCCUCUACCAGCGCGGCGUCUAUCCGGCCGAGGACUUCACCGUCGUCAAGAAGUACGGCCUGAACAUGCUGGUCUCGGCCGACGACCAGGUCAAGGCGUACAUCAAGAAGAUCAUGUCACAGCUCGACAAGUGGAUGGUCGGCGGCAAGAUCUCCAAGCUGGUCAUCGUCAUCACGAACAAGGACACCGGCGAGCACCUGGAGCGGUGGCAGUUCGACGUGCAGAUCUUUGCCCCGGCCAAGUCCUCAAAAUCCUCAAAAUCAUCCUCAUCAUCCAAGUCAAAAGACCCACAGGCGAACGGAAAGAGCACCACGACAACAACAGCAACAACAACAACAACAGCAGAAACAGGGAACGAAGAAAAUGCAGAGGGCCGGGGCGCAGGCGCGGCGGCAGUAGCAGCAGCAGCAGCGGCAGAGAACAAGACGGAGGCGGAGAUCCAGCAGGAGAUCGCCGCCAUCUUCAGGCAGAUCACCGCGUCGGUGACGUUCCUGCCGCAGCUGGACGCCGGCGAGUGCACCUUCAACGUGCUCGUCUACGCCGACGCCGACAGCGAGGUCCCCGUCGAGUGGGGCGACAGCGACGCCAAGGAGAUCGAGGGCGGCGAGAGGGUCCAGUUGCGCGGCUUCAGCACCAACAGCCACAGGAUCGAGACCCUCGUCAGCUAUAAGCAGAAGGACUGGUAG